UGCUUUUGCUUUCUCCAAAACCAGCUUGUUCACAUUACACAAUACAUGUGCUUUUCCAAACCAGCCAAACUCUGGUCCUUCCCUCCAAACGUACCCUUUCUUGGGAACCGUAGAUUCUCAGAUCCCUCUCUCUGUAGGGAAAUUGAUAAAAAAAAAAAGGAAAGAAUUUUGUUAGUAUUUCUUGUUCGUUUGGGAGGAAAAAGUGGGGGUUUCGAAAGCCAACUGCGAAGCCCAGAGUAGUUGUACACAAUGUCGUUUAUGUAAUUUCACUUUUUGCUUCUAAUACUCUUGUGUAAACUUAUCUGGGUAUUUCGUAGAUUUUCUUUCUGAAAAUAUGAUGAUGUUGAAGGAGAACUUGUUGUGGUUUUGUAAGUUUUUUGAGGUUUCCAAUCUAAGAGGUUUUUUGGGUUUCGAGGUUUUGAUGAUUUUGGUUGGUGUUCUAGUUCAGGGACUUCGAUUCUGAUGCUUAGUAAUGGCUGAGGUGUCCAAAGUUCAGUUGGUUCGCUGCCCUAAGUGUGAAAACCUCUUACAAGAGCUCCCUGACUUCUCUGUUUACCAGUGUGGUGGUUGUGGUGCUGUUCUCCGAGCGAAGAAGAAAGCGCCGGGGAGUGCUGGGGUUUUGGAGAAAUCUGAUGAGAAGAGGGGUAGAGGCGGUUCUGAGAUGUUGGAGAGUUUGUCAGAGAAAGGGGGUGGUAGUGAUGGAAUUGAAGUGAAUACGAGGUGGAAAGAGAGAGUAUUUGGAGGAAAAACUGUUAAUUCGAUUGGUGAUUCUUUAUCAAAAGCAGAGAAUAAAGAGGCUUUGAUAGAUAGUGAUAGAAAUGUUAGGGAAGAGGUUAAGGGCUUAAGGCUUGAACACAAUGGCACAGAGAAAGAACUUAGGUUUCUUGAUAGAUAUAUAGGACUGUCCGAACGCCCUGAUGACUAUUGGGCUUGUGGAGAUGAUCAUGAUAUGAACAUGAAUAGGUCUGAGUUUGCUCAUUUGAGUACUGGAGGAAACUUGGCCCGUUUAAGGAAUUCGGCUGGGUCGUCGAGAUUAAUGGCAAAUAUGGAGCAGUUGGGUGUGGAAAGAGAUGGGUUUGGGGGAUUUUACAGAAACUCCAGGACAGUUGCUGAUCAGAGGGGAUAUCCAACUUUUGGUUAUCCUGACGAGGGACCCUCAAAUUACAAGCCAGAAUCAUUUGAUAGCUAUGGCAGGCGGAUGAAACAUGGUGAUGAUGACCAGGAUGGGACUAACAGAGUUGAACAUUUAGAACAGAAUCGAGCUGAACUCCUCAGGAAGUUGGAUGAAUUGAAGGAUCAACUUAGCAGAUCUGGUGAUGUGGAAAAUAAUCCAAUCGUCCCUGUUGAUAGGACUCCGCCUGAUCCUUAUGGGGGCCAGGAUAUAUAUAAUGUUUCUAUGCAGCCUUCUCCCCUGGUUAAGCAUGUUCUAAGGCCCCCUUACUUCAAUCGUACUCAUGAAACUAUUCCUUUUAUGAAUCGACAUAACAUGGAUAUGCCGGACUUCUAUCCUCCUCCAAGGAAUGUCAUGAAUGAGUUUCCUGCAUAUGAGGAUCCUUAUCAGCCACAAAUGACAAGGAGGCCUCUCCAUCAACCAUCCAGUCAAUAUCCACAACGACCAACUCAUGAAUACUUUCGAGGGCGCUACAUGGAACUCAAUCAAGAUCCCUUCGCUUCAUAUCAACCUGAAAAGUUACAUCAUCAGCCCAAAUGCUCUUGUUUGCGCUGCCUCAACCAGAAUUGGCAAGUUCCCCCUAGAGUUCCACCCGCUGUGUUUAGCAACAGAAGGAUUCAGAAGGACCCUAUGAAUUCCAAUUUCUACCUUCGUGACAAUCUUGGGCCACAAAGUUAUAAUCCUCAAGUUGCCAAUCCUCAUCAGUCGACCUCUCGGGAUCCACGAAUGCACACAAGAUGGCCAGAUGACCUUGACUCAGACAUUGAUGGUCUUGGUCAGAUUUGUCCAAGAAGAGUUGUGGCAGCCCGUGGGACUACACGGCUUUGCCAUCCUAUAGCAGGUGGUGCCCCAUUCAUGACUUGCUAUAAUUGCUUUGAGUUGCUGAAACUGCCUGGAAAGCUUAUAAUGAUGGAGAAGAAUCUGCAGAAACUGCGAUGUGGAAGCUGUUCAACCAUAAUCUUGUUUAAAAUUUUGAAUAAGAAGCUAAUUAUAUCUCCUGAAGAAAUCAAACCAUUAUCUGCUGAGGCUGAUGACAGUUGUGAAGAGGUAUUAAAUGAAAGCCCUCCAAGUUCUCAUGGUUGUUCGAAUGCUGGUAACGUCAACUCCCGCUCUGAUGAUUUUGAUAAUUCUGGUAGCAAGUUUGAUUUGAAAGAUGAUGGACACUACUUACAGUCAGAAGACUGGAGGUUGAACUUAAGUGAAUCUGAGAAAAGACAGGGCCUCACUUCAUCUUCCAUUUCUUCUUCUGAGGAGGAGAGCCCAGAUACUGUGAUUGUCAAGGGAGAUGUUUCUCACUCUGCUGAGCAGCCCUUAAGAGAUGACUUGUCUCCAACACUUUCAGGUUCACCUUUACGUGAUCAUUCUUAUUGUCCUUCCGAUCAUGCAGUGAGCAAAUAUGGGCAGGGAAACAACAGUAAACGCAUGGACCAAGACAAGUUGGUUUUAAGUAGGAUCACUUCUCGACAAAAUUCUGUCAAAGACGUGUCAAUGACAACUAAAACGGAAGUUUCGUGCAAUGAUUAUCUUGAUACAAGUUUAUCUAAUGACUCUGCGGAGGUGAGCAAGGAAAAGGAUCAACCCAAGAUCGACAAGGGUAGUGAAUCAUUCUUUGUGGGUUUCAUCAAGAAGAGCCUUAGAGAAUUCUCAAGGGCUGCUCAAAGUCUGGAAAAUGAAAGACCUAAUGUUUUAGUUAAUGGGCAACCCAUACCAGACCGUGUGGUUAAGAAGGUUGAAAAGCUAGCUGGGUCAAUUCAGCCAGGAGAUUAUUGGUAUGAUUUCCAAGCUGGAUUCUGGGGUGUGAUGGGCCAACCUUGCCUUGGCAUAAUUCCUCCAUUUAUUGAAGAAUUCAAAUAUCCCAUGCCAACAAAUUGUGCUGAUGGAAACACAGGUGUGUAUGUUAAUGGGAGAGAGCUUAAUGAGAGAGAUCUGGACCUACUUGUCAGCAGAGGACUACCAGCUACAAGAGAUAAAUGUUAUACUAUUGAGAUUUCUGGGAAAGUUGUAGAUGAGGACUCUGGCAAAGAACUAAAAAGCCUGGGAAAACUUGCCCCUACAGUCCAGAAGGCAAGACAUGGAUUUGGCAUGAAAGUUCCCAGAAGGGUUAUGUGAUUUGUGAUGUUUAAUUUGAUGACCAUAUUGAGUUGUGGUUACUUAUUGGUAUGUAUUUAUAUCCGUAGGUGCUGUGUUCUUAUGGAAGAUGCAAGGCCAAAAUCAUUUGUAUGUAAAAAUUCAAUUUUUCACAAAAUUACCUAUGUUCUUGUUCAUCCAUAUGGAUCUCCUUGUGGACAAGCUAAAUAGACCCAGCAUAUUGUCUGC
Messenger RNA from Corylus avellana, 3487 nucleotides. RefSeq lists its product as uncharacterized. Gene Ontology annotation, biological process: regulation of defense response to fungus. The record is from RefSeq and is a predicted model, not a curated record. Lineage: Eukaryota; Viridiplantae; Streptophyta; Magnoliopsida; Fagales; Betulaceae.